UAAGUAUUUUCAAAAAUUGCCAUUUUGCCAUAAGUGGAUUUGAACUUCAGGGGACAGCCUGCGGAACUCACAGCUCCUUUUGAUACAGGAGACUGAGUGAGGAGCCAACAUCUCUCUGACAAGGUAUAAGCCGGAACCGAAGGGCUGUUAUAUACCAAGGCUCUUUCAAAGAGGCUUAUGAUGGAAAGUUCAGUUGGCAGUGGUAUGAAGAGGCCUGGCUUCUCCAUUGCCGAUUAUGCUGUUUUUGCUGCCAUGCUGGCCGUCUCACUGAGUGUCGGGCUCUACCAAGCCCUGAAGAAGGCCCCCCGUCAGACCAACGUGGACGACUUCUUCACAGGUGGAAGGGGCAUGAGCGCGGUGCCGGUUGGGCUCUCGCUGUGCGCUAGCUUCAUGUCAGCUGUCCAAGUGUUAGGCGUGCCGUCCGAGGCCUACCGGCAUGGACUGAAGUUCCUCUACAUGUGCGUUGGGCAAAGCAUCAACUCCAUCAUCACUGCCCUCUUCUUCGUCCCUGUCCUCUACCGUCUCAAGAUCACCAGCACCAAUCAGUAUCUCCGACAGAGAUUUGGCAGAGGCAUGCAGCUGCUGGGGAGUGUGCAGUUUCUUAUUGCGACACUUCUCUACACAGGUGUUGUUAUCUACGCACCUGCCCUUAUUUUGAAUCAAGCCACUGGGUUAAACAUGUGGGCUUCCCUGUUCUCUACUGGAUUCGUCUGCACUGCCUACACCACCAUAGGUGGGAUGAAGGCAGUUAUCUGGACAGAUGUGUUCCAAAUUGUGGUCAUGCUGUCUGGUUUCAUCGCCAUCUUUAUCCAGGGGACUAUUCUUGUGGGAGGACCUGCCAAAGUGUUUGAGAUUGCCAACAAUGGCUCACGGCUCAUCUUUAAUGAUUUUGAUGUAGACCCACGGAAGCGCUACACCAUCUGGAGUUUCUUGGUUGGGGGUACACUGGUGUGGCUCUCCAUGUAUGGAGUGAACCAAGCACAGGUGCAGCGCUAUAUCUCAUGCAAAAGUGAACGGGAAGCACAAUGGGCCUUGUUCGUCAACCAGCUGGGCCUGUGGUUGGUGGUGGGUACUGCUGCCCUUUGUGGAAUUACCAUGUUUGCUCUCUAUUCAACCUGUGACCCUCUGGAAGCUGGUCACAUAUCCACACCUGAUCAGUACAUGCCCUAUUUAGUCCUGGAUAUUUUUAGAGACCUUCCUGGCUUUCCUGGCCUCUUCUUAGCAUGUGCAUACAGCGGGACACUCAGUACUGUCUCAACCAGCAUAAAUGCCAUGGCUGCUGUGACUAUGGAGGACUUGCUGAAGUCACGUUUGGCCAACACAUCCCAGAGAGGACUGGUUUUGAUCUCCAAGGCAUUGUCUCUAUUCUAUGGCCUUGCCUGCAUCACUGUUGCUGCACUUUCUUCUCUACUUGAAUGGGGAGUUCUUCAGGGGUCUUUUACCAUCAUGGGGGUGGUCAGUGGUCCCCUACUCGGUGCAUUUAUACUGGGAAUGUUUGUACCAGCAACAAACAGGACAGGAGUAUUUGCUGGUGUAGCUGUGGGAUUCGGCAUUUCUGUAUGGCUUGCAAUUGGAUCUACUCUUUAUCCCCCUACACCACAAAUGAUGGGAGUUCUGCCAGCCUCCGCAGAACACUGUUUGUCCAUUAAUACAACAGACAAUAACAGCCUGACAGGAGGCAUUUACUACACCAGGCCACCACUCUACUCUGAACCUUAUGGUUCUGGAGGUGUGCACGACUUCUAUUCAAUGUCCUACCUAUAUUUUGGGGCCUUGGCAACAACUGUUGUUGUUUUGGUUGGAGUUGCAGUUAGCUACGCAACAGGGCCAACCAAAAGGAAUACCAUCAGUCCAGGGUUACUCUUUUGGGAUCUAGAGAAUAAGACCAUUGAGGCCAAAAUGAUCAUUCAGACUCCUCAGAUUACUCACCUCAGACCUAUUGAUGGCUUGAAGGUUGAUGAAGAGGCGUUCCUUUGAAGGGCAGUCCUAAUCAUUUUGAAGAUUUAAAUGUUUAUUAUAGCACUCUUUCAAAUGUUUGACUUUGUAUUUCAAAAUGUUGACUUAGUAGGCCUAUACGUCAACAUUUUAUUGAAAUUUGAGAUGCAAAAUAUUGAUUUUGUAUCUUAACAUUUUCACUUUACAUCUCAAAAUUCUGACUGAUCAAAAUCUUGGCUUAGAUCUAUCUAAGAAUUUUUACUUUUGUGGUUUUGCGGUUUGUGGUUGUCUUUUUAAAGUGGUGGCAAUAACAAGCUUCCAUAAAAAUCUCAUGCAACAAGAGGACAUAUUUUUAUUAACGGUCCUAAUACUCUUCACUAGAUUUUGUUGGUUAAGUUACUAAAUGUUAUGUUGUUACUUUUGUACAGUAUGUACAGUAGGCUGUAUUUCAUGAAGUCAUUGUGCAUACUUUAUUUGUUACAUGAAUGUUUAUUUUUGUGAGAACAAAAAAUAAAGAUACUAUC
Molecule: messenger RNA, 2459 nt
Organism: Sardina pilchardus (European sardine)
Lineage: Eukaryota; Metazoa; Chordata; Actinopteri; Clupeiformes; Clupeidae
Gene: slc5a5
Product: solute carrier family 5 member 5
Exons: 16
Coding region: 178-1977 (599 amino acids)
Biological process (GO): sodium ion transport; iodide transmembrane transport
Cellular component (GO): membrane; extracellular exosome
Molecular function (GO): symporter activity
Source: RefSeq, a predicted model, not a curated record